Camellia sinensis is the source of this 806-nucleotide messenger RNA. NCBI's taxonomy places the organism in Eukaryota, Viridiplantae, Streptophyta, Magnoliopsida, Ericales, Theaceae. The record is from RefSeq and is a predicted model, not a curated record.
AUAAGCUUUGUGGAGGAAUUAAAUAAUUAAUAUUGCCUGUAUGCCCUGCGAAAGUCUUAGAGAAAAUGAGAAAACCCAUCAACCAUAGAGUGAUAAUACCUCUAGUAACUACUUUGGUUAUAGUUCUAUUAUUACUCAGCCUCUUAGUGAUUUUUUAUCAAGUUAGAAGGUCUAGACAACAAUCCUCUUUGACAUCACCUUUGCAAAACAAGUAUCCAAAACUAUCUUAUGCAGAAUUUCUUCAAGCAACCAAUGGGUUCUCUUUGGCCAACUUGAUCGGUGAGGGAAGGUAUGGUUCUGUUUUCAAGGGGAUUCUCAACUCUGGUGAACAAAUUGUUGCUGUGAAGGUGCUCAACCUUCUACAACGUGGAGCCAACAUGAGUUUCAUGGAUGAAUGUGAAGUAUUAAGGAACAUUCGCCAUCAAAAUCUCGUUAAGAUCAUAACAUUGUGCUCAAGCAUAGAUUUUAAAGGCAACGAUUUCAAGGCUUUGGUUUUCGAGUUCAUGUCAAAUGGGAUUUUAGAGAGUCGGUUACACCAAAGUCUUUCUAACCAGCAAGACCCAAAGAAUUUGAACCUUGUUCAAAGUCUAAACAUAGCCAUUGAUGUAGCUUCUGCUUUAGAUUAUCUUCAUCAUCAUUGUGAAACUACUAUCAUUCAUUGUGAUUUAAAGCCAAGCAAUAAUCUUCUUGAUGAUGACUUAUGUGCCCAUGUUGGUGAUUUUGGCCUCGCAAGAAUUCUCUCGGCUACUACAAAUAUAUCCACUUAUCAACAAUCGAAUUCAAUUUGGAUUCGAGGAACAAUUUGA